UACCCAUCCUGUCCUAGCGGCGAGCAGCGCAGCUCACUGCAACACACAGCCUGGCAGGCAGCAGAGGCACGAGAGUACAUUCACGCGAGAAGUGGGUGCACACAGGCGAGCAGGGAGGCAUGGGGGCGAAGGGCCAGGCUGCAGCUGUUGUAUGGCCUUGU
Molecule: messenger RNA, 161 nt
Organism: Closterium sp. Naga37s-1
Lineage: Eukaryota; Viridiplantae; Streptophyta; Zygnematophyceae; Desmidiales; Closteriaceae
Source: the annotation of a GenBank genome assembly